CAGAGGGCGAUACCGUCGCGGUACGUGAUUGGCUAGUGAUAUUCUGUGCCUUCCUUGUUUACUUCUCAAUCUUCUCAAAACGGGACUUUUUAUCACAAACUUCGGCGAUUUCAAAUUCGAUGUUAUAUUUCCAUUAUUUCACAUUGAAUAAAACUAAAUUUACGUAUAGAGAAUUGCUUUGCGAUCGUGCUAUCGAGUAAAUGUUGUGGUGAAUUAAAAUAACACUUGCAAAGAACUUUAAAUUCAUUUAAUCGUGCAACUUUGUUUCAUCCUUCUAAGCUCACUAAAACACUGUAACUCGAGGUAAUAUUCAUUAUUCACAACAUAUAACGAUACUAGAAGUCAUAUAUUAAUCAAAAACACUAAAAAAAACACCACGAAAUGUACGAAAUUAAUGAAAUAUCGUUGAAAAUUAAUACGAGAAUGAAAUCGCCGAAGUUUGUGAUAAAAAGUCCCGUUUUGAAAUGUAAACAACAAGAGCACAGAAAUAUCAACAGCCAAUCAGAAUGCGCGACGGUAUCGCCCUCUGGGGAACGUGGAAGUCCGAAUAGAUUUCAUUCAUGUCUCUGCAUCCAGCAUGCGACACGAACACGUCAUUGGCUUUCAAGAUCUACUUUUUUGCAAACAAACGAAAUGGACCAAUCACAGACCGCAAUGAUAAUAUUAAAGCAUUUGAUUGGUCAAUAUUGUACAUUACUCAAUCUGCCAAUCAACAAAUCAAAAUGCAGAAAAAUUUUUUUAUCAUUCUUAUCAAAUUAAAAUUUGAGGAGCUCAUUGCAAAAGUAGCCCUUGUCACAUGAACUUUUAGACCCUUUUCACUCGAUUGCACCUAAUGCCAACUGCGGAGAUCAUGUUGUAAUGAUGAAAUGACCGUCAAGUUGGUCUACCCUGAGUAGCUCUGAGAGGAAUUGCUUUAUAGAGUUUACAUUCAUGAUACUGGGUACGCUCAAGGGAGAGCUUUAGAGAUUGCAUAGGUUCAUGUGACAAGGGCUACUUUUGCAAUGAGCUCUUCAUUUUGUUUUGAUAAUCGCGGUAAAGUUGAAAAUUCGGAAAUUUGGAAGAAAACUUUCGUUAAACGAGUGAUCGAAAAAUACAAUUAAUAGUUCGAAUUGAUGCAUUUUUAUUAAUUCUCGAAUACCGGAAGCAAUAUGGCUGGUACUUCCAAAGAAGAGGACAAAUUGGGCGAUGAUGGUUUACUCUUCAUCAAUGAGAACGGUCACUCGAUUCAUUUUGUAUUAUUAAUGGAAGAUUCAAACGAGAGAGACCGAUUGAAGAGAAAAGUAGAGAGUCGUUUGGGUUGCGUAUCCACCAGUGUGGAUGAUAUAGGACCGUACACUUUGGUAUUAACAGAUUUAGCUAACAUGGGUUGGAAACAUCCUAAAGUGGACAGAUUUCAAAUCGGUUAUAUCAGCGCGUGUUUCGAGAAAAAGAGGCUUUUAGAUGUGUUUGGCUUCUGUUGGGAUAUUUCUAACAACUAUAAACAUAAUUUCGAUUAUAUGAAAGUUAUAAGCGAUAGAAUGUACACUUGGGGCACGAUACCUGCGAAAUAUCUUGUAAAGGCGUCAAGACGUGACGACGAUGAUGAUGAUGGUGUAGAAAUUGAUUCAGACACUGAUAGUAAUGAUUCUUUCAUGAACACAAAACCUAUUCCUUCACGAAAACCUACUGAUGCUAGUAAAAAGACUAGAGAUCCUUAUUCGAGAAAAGAGAAAGAAAAUAUUGUCAAAUACAUCAUUGAAAGGAAAUUAUACGAUAAGGUUAAAGGUCGUGAGAUGUGGCAAGAGCUCGAACGAUUAAAUGUGAACCCCAAACGCACAUGGCAAAGCAUGAAAGAACAUGCUAUUAAAAGUAUAUCGAGAGAAUUGCAUACAUUUGGUAUGUUGACGCCGAAAGAAAGGGAGAAAUUGAGGACAGCGUUAACGGUACCUAAACAUAACUGAUGAAGGCUGAAUUAGAUUAAACUUCAACUCAAAAUUCUGCUCGUUCAGAAUCACUUGAUCUUUAUGAUUCCUAUUUUUAUUUUUUGUACUCGGAAAAAUUGUUUGUAAUUACUUAUUUCUUUGUUGUAAUGAUUAAGAUUCGUGUUUCAGUUUUUUAUAUAUUGAAAAAUCGUUUGUAAAAUUGAUUUUCUUUACUUUUUCGCAAUUAAAAGUCGUUAUUUUUUGUA
Molecule: messenger RNA, 2167 nt
Organism: Planococcus citri (citrus mealybug)
Lineage: Eukaryota; Metazoa; Arthropoda; Insecta; Hemiptera; Pseudococcidae
Exons: 7
Coding region: 1149-1940 (263 amino acids)
Biological process (GO): telomere maintenance via telomere lengthening; regulation of DNA-templated transcription
Cellular component (GO): shelterin complex
Molecular function (GO): telomeric repeat DNA binding
Source: RefSeq, a predicted model, not a curated record